UUAUGUAUUUUUGUUGUUCCAGGUUCUGUUUAUUAUAUGAGGAAUUUAAAAUGGACUGUAAAAAAUCCACAGAACCCAAUGUGUACGAAACCGACCCAAAGUCAGACCCAGACAACAUUCAACAAGUAUAUGCCAUAGGGUAUAUGCCUCCCGAUCCGAUAAAACCAAGUGAAACCUGGUUUACACCAAGAAGAAAAAAAAUUCUUUGCAUUGUCUCCAGUGUUUGCGUGCUCCUAGCAGCAGCCAUCAUUAUCGCCGUGCUGUGUUCAGUUUAUGCCCAAAAUAGGACUAUAGGAUCGAACUGUAAAAAACCAUGUGGAGCCAACGGAACCUCUGUCCUUUGUUCCCAGUGGUGCGAUGGGAAAUCUGAUUGUCCCAAUGGAGAAGAUGAGGAAUCCUGUGUGGAGACAAAAGCUUGUCAGAUGACAUGUGGAACCACUGGUAUCUGUGUCCUUUAUACCCAGUGGUGCGAUGGCAUUUCCCAGUGUCCUAGUGGGGAAGAUGAACAAACCUGUGUUCGACUGUACGGACCCAGCUUCCAACUACAGGCCUAUUCUCCUGCAAAAGCAACAUGGCUGCCGGUCUGCUAUGACAGUUGGAGUGACAACAGUGGGAAGACUGCCUGCCAGGACAUUGGAUACAGCAUGAGCACCUAUUUGGGGAGCAGUCAGAUUUUGGCCUCCUCAAGUAAUGGAUAUGUCAAACUCAAAUCCAGUACCGUGACCGGCAAGUUGUACAAAAAUCUUCAAUACAGUGCUACCUGUACCACCGGGACUAUGGUUUCAUUGCGCUGUAUAAAUUGUGGUUUGUCUACAAAGGUGGAUAACAGAAUAGUAGGAGGCACAUUUGCUUUAGCAGGAGACUGGCCAUGGCAAAUAAGUCUUAUGAAGCUAGUUGGUACUAGCCUUUAUCUAUGCGGUGGAUCCAUCAUCACACCAUACUGGAUAGUGACUGCAGCUCACUGUGUCUAUGGAUAUACCUCUUCUCCAUCCAUAUUUAAAGUAUUUGCUGGAUCACUGACCCUUUCCAACUAUUAUUCUGCUGGCUAUUUGGUGGACAGAGUACUUAUACACCCCAGCUACUCGCCAAACACACAAAACUACGACAUUGCUCUCUUGAAGCUUAAAACAGCGCUGGUAUUUAGUACCAAUCUCAGACCUGUAUGCUUACCCAAUGUCGGGAUGCCCUGGGCAGAUGGACAACCAUGUUGGAUAUCCGGAUGGGGAACUACAUCAGAGGCAGGCAGUAUUUCCACUUCUCUAAAGGCAGCUUCAGUGCCUAUUAUCUCCUCCGCUACAUGUAACCUAGCCCCUGUGUAUGGUGGAGUCAUCAGUCCUACUAUGAUAUGUGCUGGGUAUCUUGGUGGAGGAACCGACACUUGCCAGGGUGACAGCGGUGGCCCUCUGGUUACCAAAACCAACUCCUUGUGGUGGCUUGUUGGUGACACAAGCUGGGGAUAUGGAUGUGCCAGGGCCUAUAAACCUGGAGUGUAUGGGAAUAUUACCGUCUUCUUGGAAUGGAUAUACUCACAGAUGCAGACAUACGGCGGAUGAAAUGAACAUUGCGGGCGGAGCAAGAGACCAUGGAAAAAUGACAAUUGUUAUUUGCUUUUCUGCUUUUUAAUCAAAUCAAUCAAAUAAUGACUGUGAUAUAGGAAGCCAUUUUAAGGGGAAAUAUACCUUGUUUACACAUAAGAAGGAAGGGGGCAAUUUUUUAAUAGAAAGUAUGACUACCAAGACUAGGGCCAGCUGCUUUUGAACUACAAAUCCAGUUGUUCAUGGGUGCUGGGCAUUGUACCUUAGCAACAUCUGAAGCUACUGAUGCCAUCUUGUCCAAUGUUUGCCACCUUUCCUUAUUAUACCUCCUAUCUUUUACCCUUAGUACCUUCAAGUGCUAGUAUGAUGGACACUCUAUACCUAAUUCUAACAACUCUUAUAUUUGCAUCACCAGGCAGCUUUCCUUUCCUGUACUUUCCGUAGACAGUGUAAACCAACAGCAUUUUAUUGUGGAAGACCAGUAUAAGA
This is a messenger RNA of Xenopus tropicalis (tropical clawed frog), 2024 nucleotides long. Its product is annotated as transmembrane protease serine 2-like. Bases 3 to 1553 code for a protein of 516 amino acids. NCBI's taxonomy places the organism in Eukaryota, Metazoa, Chordata, Amphibia, Anura, Pipidae. The transcript is spliced from 14 exons. Gene Ontology annotation, biological process: proteolysis. The record is from RefSeq and is a predicted model, not a curated record. Gene Ontology annotation, molecular function: peptidase activity; serine-type endopeptidase activity; hydrolase activity. Gene Ontology annotation, cellular component: plasma membrane; extracellular region; membrane.